This is a messenger RNA of Naegleria gruberi, 1587 nucleotides long. RefSeq lists its product as uncharacterized. The transcript has 2 exons. Lineage: Eukaryota; Heterolobosea; Eutetramitea; Acrasida; Naegleriidae. The record is from RefSeq and is a predicted model, not a curated record. Bases 1 to 1587 code for a protein of 528 amino acids.
AUGGAUGAAGAUAAACCAUUACAUAUGGUGAUACACUCACCGAGGAGAGGAAGUACCAAUAAUGAUGGUGAUGAUCCACCUUCCGAAGAAGUUGUAGUGGAAAUUUCAUUAGUAACAAAAGAUUCGAGUUAUAAGAAGAUGAAUUCACAAAAGUUUGGAUUUUUAAAACAAGUAUUGGGACCUUCGUUUUUAAAUAAGGGAUUCUUCAAUGUGGUCAUUCUUGGAUUUUCCUUCUUUUUGUUAUUUGCAGCCUUUGGUACAACACAAUCAUUUGUUACUACUGUGAGAAAGUCGGAGGGAUUUGUGUCACUCUCGAUAUUGUAUGCAGUAUUUGCAUUUUCCAAUUUCUUUGCUCCUUCCUUUUGUCAAUUAUUGACUCCAAAGUAUGCAUGCAUUAUAGGAGCUUUGUGUUAUUGUUUGUUUGUGUUUGCUGCUGGAUUUGAGUCGACAGUCUUGUUCUAUUCGGCAUCAGUUGUGAAUGGAUUUGGUGCAGCUAUGGUAUGGUGUGCUCAAGGAACAAUGAUUACACAAAGUGCAGUUGUUGCACAGAAUAAGGUGAAGAAAUCUCAAUCGAAUGAUGAAAGUGGAAAAAAGAGUGUGGAAGUUAUGGGCUUGUUUUCUGGAGUUUUCUUUGCAAUUUUUCAAUUGAAUUCAAUUUUUGGAAAUUCUCUUGCUGGAGCUUUGUUUGGAGCUGGAAUGUCUAAUUUUCAACUGUUUCUCAUCUUGUCAAUUAUUGCUGUUGUGGGUGUUGGUUUAAUGCUUGCUAUUAGACCAAUAUCGAAGAGCGAAGUUGAGGAUAUAGAUGAAGAAAAAGCACCAACAGAUGAACCAACUUAUGGAGCUAUUGGUGGAUCUUACUUUAACAAGAUUAUUCACAAAAUUAAGGUAUAUUUCACUGAGGAAUUAUCUGGCCAGGCAAAGCAAUUUGUAGCUCUAUUGAAAGAAUCCAUUCUGGUGUUGGUUUCUCCUAAAAUGUUGGUCUUUAGUGUCAUUUCAUUCCACAGUGGAUUUGGAUCUUCAUACUUUACUGGCAGUUUACCACCUAUUGUUGGUAAAACAAUGUUGGGAUGGGUCAUGAUAAUGUUUGGUAUUACUCAAGUGUCUGGUGCUUUAAUUUCUGGUAAAAUGCUUGACAAGAUUGGAAAACGAGUGACCAUGAUCUUUACUCUGGUUAUUUAUUGUAUUGCAAUUGCCCUUAGUUCUCAAAUGGUCUAUUGGGGAAAGGAAUUGAAGGAUAACAAAUUGGAUGAAAGCUUUAAUGCACCAAUUUAUUUGUUAUUCUUUGUGAAUAUGGCCUUAUUUGGACUUUCAGAUAGUUUCCUCACAAACACAAUUUAUGGAAUAUUGGGAAGUAAGAAUUACUACAAGAAGAAGAAUACUGCUGAGGCCUUUGCAGCAUUCAAGAUGACUCAAUCUCUAUCAUCAGCUGUUGGAUUUUUCUGUGGAAUUUAUCUCACUGUAAAUACGAUUCAAAUUAUUAUUGCUUGCUCCUAUGUUGCUUGCUUGAUUGCCUUUUUUAUUUUGGAAAAAUUUGUUGCACCAGUUGAUUGUGAAAAGAAGAAAAAACCAACUGCUCUAUUGAUUUAG